GCCUUUGGCUGCCCUUUGACAUGCAGGACCUGGGAAAGCUGAGAAGGAUGGAGUCCUCGCUGUGGUCAGUAGAAUCUAUGGCGCCCUCACGUGAGUGGACAUCCCAGCACGGCCUGAAUCAGACCCAAGGGGAAACGCUGAACCCUCUGGUGGCGCCCCCUAUCUCGGAUGAGGUGGGAGAGGAGGUUUCUGUGGAGGAGGUUAUCCAGAUGACUGAGAUGGUCCCUAUGGUAGAGGUCCCUGUUGCGGAGUUGGUCUCUAUCGCCGACACUGCUCCCAUUGCUGAGGUCCCUGUGGCUGAGGGGCUCCCUGUGGCUGAGGGGCUCCCUGUGGCUGAGGGGCUCCCUGUGGCUGAGGGGCUCCCUGUGGCUGAGGACAUCCCCGCAGUGGGGGUAUCUGUGAGUCCCAGUCCACCCGUGGUCAAUGUUCCCCCCACACCUUCAGAAACAAGCCAUCUGAUGAAAGAGAUGAAUGACGUGGGUCAGCAUGAGACCUCUUUCGAAUCGUUGCCUGCAUACCUCCCCUCCACUAGCUGGCUAGCAGGCUCUGGGAACAACUAUUAUUACAGCAGGUUGCCUCCUAGAGAUCAGGAGCAACACAGAAUCCUCAGUGGCUGUCCCGCAGAGCUGUCAAGAAAGAGGCGAGUUGUCAAACCACAGCCUCAAGAUCACCUUGGGGCACAGGGAAGGGAGUGUGGACACAGAGCUAAGAUGGACAGAAGAAGCCUCUCCGACAACGAGUGCUGCGCCAGCCAAAAUAUCAACAAAAACCCCCCUGUCCCAUCUAGCUCGAAACAGGAGCGCUUCUGUGCCAGAUGUUUGACCAAACGCAGAGCUCUCAUGUCUGUGCCAGAAGCUCGACCAAUCAAGAGGAGGGAGGUCCCUGUCUCAUUGUGGGAUGACGCUUUGGCCACCAGCAGAUACCAUCCCAGGAAGAGGGUAGCUGGACGUUCGAACAUCUCCGCUGUCCACAAGGAAGAUCAGACCAGGGGAGAGUCUUCAGAGAACGGCUCAUGUCGGGCCAAACCCAAAGGGCUCGAGGACCCAGCGAGAGCCCCCGAACCCCGAAGGCCUCUGUCCACAAAGAAACAAGUGGAGAAAUGCCCCGUUGGUCCGCAUGCUAAACUCCAAGACAAGCUCUGUGCCUGCCAGGCUCACCUGCACGCCACCUGGGAAGGGCCCCGCCGCCACAGGCGCGUCGUGCGGGAGGACAACGAGGAGAACCAGGCCGUCCCACCGCAGAACAGAUGCAGGCAUGUGGACCCACACUACCUCGAACCAAAAUGGCGAACAGAGAGAACUUGGAAGAGUGUUGGGAUGGACACAGACAAGUUUAAGAAUGCAAGCCAGUCACCGCACUUGUAUAUUGAUAAGAAAGCACAAUCACAAGGAACUCACAGAAAAGACACAAGAUGAUGAUUUACACAAGAGCACGUUCAAAGUAAAUUGAAAUCACUAUUUACAUUUCAUGACGUUCACAAAUUGACUCACAAUGCUCACUAUUUAUAUCUGUGAAUACUUAUAUUAAACACUUUACCAAUGAUUGUCUAAACACUUU
Hypomesus transpacificus is the source of this 1557-nucleotide messenger RNA. RefSeq lists its product as uncharacterized. Lineage: Eukaryota; Metazoa; Chordata; Actinopteri; Osmeriformes; Osmeridae. The coding region runs from base 21 to 1415 and encodes 464 amino acids. The record is from RefSeq and is a predicted model, not a curated record. The transcript is spliced from 3 exons.